Molecule: messenger RNA, 3557 nt
Organism: Pseudophryne corroboree (corroboree frog)
Lineage: Eukaryota; Metazoa; Chordata; Amphibia; Anura; Myobatrachidae
Product: zinc finger protein ZFP2-like
Exons: 6
Coding region: 69-2549 (826 amino acids)
Source: RefSeq, a predicted model, not a curated record
CUCCAGCUGUGAGGAACGGAGUCUUUACUACACAUCACGCGUUCUGUAUUCUCUCUGAUUCACCGAGGAUGGACAAGGACAGGAGUCACAGGACUGAGAGGAUAAUAAAUAUCACCCUGGAGAUCAUCUACCUGCUGACUGGGGAGGAUUACACAAUAGUGAAGAAGACAUCCAAUGAGUAUGAGACACCCAGCAGCCAUCCCCGUGUAUCAGGAGGACUGAGUAGAACCCAGAGCCCCAUCACGGUGCCUCCACCUCACUCACUAACACAUGAGAGACACAAUGAUCAGAAGAUCCUGGAACUCACCAAGAAGAUCAUUCAGUUGCUGACUGGAGAGGAGGGGGAGUAUAUAGAGGAACACAGGGGUCUGUACAAGGACGUGAUGAUGGUGAAUCACCAGCCCCUCACAUCAUUGGAUGGGCCCAGUAACAGAGAUACCCCAGAGAGAUAUCCCCGUCCUCUGUAUUCCCAGGAUUGUACAGAGGAGAAUCACAGGACCCCACAGGAGGAUCAGGGUGAAGCUCAGUUAAAUAAUAUUAAAGUCAAAGAUACAGAGGGAGAAGAAGAGACUUAUUUGACUGAUAUGAAGGUAGAAGAUAUAGAUGGAGAAGAAGAGACGUAUGUGACUGAUAUAAAGGCAGAAGAUAUAGAGGGAGAAGAAGAGACGUAUGUCACUGAUAUGAAGGCAGAAGAUAUAGUGGGAGAAGAAGAGACGUAUGUGACUGAUAUGAAGGCAGAAGAUAUAGAAGGAGAAGAAGAGGCGUACGUGACUGAUAUGAAUGCAGAAGAAGAGACGUGUGUGACUGAUAUGAAGGCAGAAGAUACAGAGGGAGAAGAAGAGACGUAUGUGACUGAUAUAAAGGCAGAAGAUAUAGAGGGAGAAGAAGAGACGUAUGUGACUGAUAUAAAGACAGAAGAUACAGAGGGAGAAGAAGAGACGUAUGUGACUGAUAUAAAGGCAGAAGAUAUAGAGGGAGAAGAAGAGACGUAUGUGAGGGGAGAUCAGCAGUGUAAGGAGGAGGAGAUCCCUACAGAUAUCAGCACAGCAGAUGGACACACAAGCAGGAAUAUCUCAAAAGGACAUCUAAUGUUAUCCCCGGAUUGUGACAUAAAAGAUAGUGACAGUAGACAGGAUUCUCCAGGAGAUAACCCCAUUACCCCAAUUAUACAUCCAGCUCUAUCAGCUGAUCCCUCUGAUCCUGGGGAAUGUUUUCCUGAUCACUCUGAUAUUGGUGCAUCUGAUACAGCUCUGAGAGUAGAUACAGUGUUUCCGUGUUCUAUAGAUGCCAAAUGUUUUACACAGAACACAAAGCAUAUUAACCCACACACAGUUAAGGCAGGUGAAAGGCCACUGAUAUGUUCUGAGUGUGGGAAAUGUUUUACAUACAAAUCAGAUCUUGUUAAACAUCAGAGAAGUCACACAGGUGAGAAGCCAUUUCCAUGUUCUGAGUGUGGGAAAUGUUUUACACUGAAAUCAUAUCUUGUUACACAUCAGCGAAGUCACACAGGUGAGAAGCCAUUUCCAUGUUCUGAGUGUGGGAAAUGUUUUACACUGAAAUCACAUCUUGUUGUGCAUAACAGAAGACACACAGGUGAGAAACCAUUUUCUUGCUCUGAGUGUGGGAAAUGUUUUGCACACAAAUCAGCUCUUGUUAUACACCAGAGACGUUACACAGGUGAGAAGUGGUUUUCUUGCACUGAGUGCAGGAAAUGUUUUACACAGAAAUCAGAUCUUGUUAGACAUCAGCAAAGUCACACAGGUGAGAGGCCAUUUCCAUGUUCUGAGUGUGGGAAAUGUUUUACAUGGAAAUCACAACUUAUUACACAUCAGCGAAGUCACACAGGUGAGAAGCCAUUUUCUUGCUCUGAGUGUGGGAAAUGUUUUACACACAAAUCACAUCUUGUUAUACAUCAGCGAAGUCACACAGGUGAGAGGCCAUUUCCAUGUUCUGAGUGUGGAAAAUGUUUUGCAAACAAAUCAGCUCUUGUUAUACACCAGAGAAGUCACACAGGUGAGAAGUGGUUUUCUUGCUCUGAGUGCAGGAAAUGUUUUACACAGAAAUCAGAUCUUGUUAGACAUCAGCAAAGUCACACAGGUGAGAGGCCAUUUCCAUGUUCUGAGUGUGGGAAAUGUUUUACACGGAAAUCACAACUUGUUACACAUCAGCGAAGUCACACAGGUGAGAGGCCAUUUCCAUGUUCUGAGUGUGGGAAAUGUUUUACACGGAAAUCACAACUUAUUACACAUCAGCAAAGUCACACAGGUGAGAGGCCAUUUUCUUGCUCUGAGUGUGGGAAAUGUUUUACACACAAAUCACAUCUUGUUAUACAUCAGCGAAGUCACACAGGUGAGAGGCCAUUUCCAUGUUCUGAGUGUGGGAAAUGUUUUACACUGAAAUCACAACUUGUUACACAUCGGCAAAGUCACAUAGGUGAGAAGCCAUUUUCUUGCUCUGUGUGCGGGAAAUGUUAUACACAAAAAUCACAUCUUGUUACACAUCAGCAAAGUCACACAGGUGAGAGGUUAUUUUCAUACUCUGAGAAAUAAAUCAGCUCUUGUUGCACACAGUAGACAUCACUCAGGUGAGGAACCAUUUUAAUCUUCUGGAGUAUACUUAUCAUUGCCAUGCGUUGUUCUUCAAGGCUCUUAUCCUAUCUCCUAUGCUUUUUGCAAUAUACAUGUUACCACUGGGUGAAAUAAUCAGAUGUCAUGUCCUCAUCUACCACUGCUGUACAGAUGACCCGUCUUUGCUCUGGGUACUGAGAGCCCAGUACCAAUCCUAAAUGUCUAGCUGAGCUCCAGGUGUGUGUGAUGCCAGUUGGCUGUGACUCAGUUCUGGUGAAACAGGUCUUUAUGGUAGAAGCUCACCAACAAAGGGCAGGGCUACAGCUCAGCUUUGUUACCAACCAGACUUACGCUUGGGGGUUCAGAGUUAGAAAAUGCUGAUCCUGUGCGGAAUCUUGGUGUCAUGGAUGGUGGAGCGACACUUAGACAUCAGUAUCUGCCACAAUCAGAUCCUCAUCUGAGGAACAUAGCCAGACUCCAGCACUUAAUUCCCUCAGAAGAUCUACCUACAGUCAUACAUGUACUUGUAGCAUCACGCAUAGACUACUGCAAUGUCCUCUACCUGGAUCUCCCAGCAAAAGAAUUACACCGCUUGUAGCUUGUACAGAAUGCAGCAGCCAGUCUGUUACCUAACCAGCCCGUUCCUGCCACAUAACACCCAUUCUCUACUCCCUUCACCGGCUGCCUGUAAGAUGGUGACUAUUACAUAAUCUUACUGACUCUCCCAGCCCUACAUGACCAGGGUCCAUGGUACCAGAAGCAGCUUCUGCCUCCUUACUGCCCUGCUUUCUAACUUCCACCUGCAGAUGAAGGACUGUUACCAGCAGUACCAAGAAUCCCCAAGCAGUGCUGAGAUGUCAGAGGGGGAGACAGGGUGUUGGCACUAGUGCUGUAGCGGGGGCUGCCGGAGGCACUGUCUGAGAAUCUUUUCCUCAAGCAGCGCUAAGGUGUCAGAGGGGAGACAAGGUGGUGGCAGUAGUGGGGGAGACA